Molecule: messenger RNA, 1256 nt
Organism: Carassius gibelio (silver crucian carp)
Lineage: Eukaryota; Metazoa; Chordata; Actinopteri; Cypriniformes; Cyprinidae
Product: homeobox protein CDX-1-like
Exons: 3
Coding region: 151-912 (253 amino acids)
Biological process (GO): regulation of transcription by RNA polymerase II; cell differentiation; anterior/posterior axis specification
Cellular component (GO): nucleus
Molecular function (GO): DNA-binding transcription factor activity, RNA polymerase II-specific; RNA polymerase II transcription regulatory region sequence-specific DNA binding
Source: RefSeq, a predicted model, not a curated record
UCGCACCCUUUAGCAGCCACCGAGGCUGAGGGUUCAGAGAACCUGGCCAGGUAGAGGAACCGACAGGUUGGUUAUAGGGAAACCUGGGUCAAAGGAGCCAAGAUCAAUUGUUUGGGUGCAUAUUAUGCACUGGAGUCAUCAGGCGGAAACAUGUACGUGAGUUAUCUCUUGGAGAAGGACACCAGUAUGUACCCGAAUUCCGUAAGACACCCAACCCUAAACCUGAACCCUCAGAAUUUUGUCCCCACACCUCCUCAGUAUCCAGACUUCACAGGAUACCAUCACGUCCCUGGAAUUAGCAGCGACCCUCACCACAGCCAGACAGGAGCCUGGAAUCCCGCGUAUCCUCCUCCGCGAGAGGAAUGGACACCUUACGGCCCGGGAACCGGACCUUCGACCUCGAGCACUGGUCAGCUGGGCUUCAGUCCUCCAGAGUUUUCGUCUGUCCAAGCGCCUGGCCUUCUCCCAUCCUCCAUAAACACAUCAGUCGGUCAGCUGUCGCCCAACUCUCAGAGACGGAACCCCUACGACUGGAUGCGUCGGAGCGCGCCGCCGCCAAACUCAGGAGGGAAGACCAGAACGAAAGACAAAUACCGGGUGGUGUACACGGAUCAUCAGCGUCUGGAGCUGGAGAAAGAGUUUCAUUACAGCCGUUACAUCACAAUCAGAAGAAAGGCAGAGCUGGCGACAGCCCUCGGUCUGUCAGAGAGACAGGUGAAGAUCUGGUUCCAGAACCGGCGUGCAAAAGAGAGGAAAGUCAAUAAAAAGAAGAUGCAACAGCCGCAGCCGGCAUCCACGACCACACCGACCCCCCCUGGUUCAGCUCUGCCUGGCAGUGUCCCCAUGGUGUCCAGCAGCAGCGGUGGCCUGGUGUCACCAUCUAUACCAAUGACUAUCAAAGAAGAGUACUGAAGACGGCCAGACUAGGACUGUUAGCUGUUUUUAUAGAGAGCCCUUUCACACUUUUACACACAGAGUACUUUCAAAUCAACCCAUCAGUGAAAACACAACACGAAUGUGACAACCGUGACAAAGACUGUAGGAAUAAAAAGUAGUCAAGAAGCAUUGAAAAGUAAUGCAGCAGCAUUUGAAGUAUCUGAAAGGUUGCAUAUAACUCCGGUCAUGUCGGUUUCUUUAUUCCUGCUGUUGUUUCGCUCAUCACUGUAAACUUUAACACGUUUUGAGAUUGUAAAAGUGAAUUCAAAUAACUGUAUAUUUCUAAAGUAGUUUGCAUUAAUAAAAUAUACGUUUUAUCG